This is a messenger RNA of Juglans microcarpa x Juglans regia, 3032 nucleotides long. RefSeq names its product U-box domain-containing protein 52-like. The transcript has 10 exons. The record is from RefSeq and is a predicted model, not a curated record. The coding region runs from base 563 to 2992 and encodes 809 amino acids. Lineage: Eukaryota; Viridiplantae; Streptophyta; Magnoliopsida; Fagales; Juglandaceae. Gene Ontology annotation, molecular function: protein kinase activity; ATP binding. Gene Ontology annotation, biological process: protein phosphorylation.
GAAAGGAAGAGGUUCGAGAAAGCCCUCGAAGCGUUUUCGACCUCCGUUUUAUGAGGGAUUGAGCCUCGAGACGACGACGAAUUGGACAGCAUCUGAAAUUUCAACGUAAGAUAGACUAGAAAGGUCAACAAUUAGCCGCUAAUGACGGUCUCUCGUGCAACUGAGAGAGAGAGAUUUUUGUGGAUUGAUUCGUUUGAAAAGAUCAAAUUAGCUAAAAGAACCCAACUGCUAAUUUAGGGAGACUGAGAAAAACAGAACUCAUGUCAAAUUGAAAGUCUUCUUUGUCUCUCCUGUCGUGGAACUUGGAGGGAGACCAGGAGAUCCAAAACGUACAGAGAACCCAUCUUUUUUACCGGAUCGUUUAGAGGCUCUCGAGAAUUUCUGGUGACAGAAAAACAUAUAGAAGUUCCGAGGUGAUGAUCUCUUAGAUUGUCGCGAAAAGAAAGGUCGUACAGCAAGAAGAUCCAAUCUUGACUUUUCUUAUUGGGGUUUUUCCCUGAUCUCUUCCUUUUUGUGUUUUGUUUGAACAAAACAUAGUAAAGGGUUCUUAGAGAGAGAGAAGAUGUGGUUGGCUAGAAAUCAAGUAGAAAAAAGAGGAGGGAGCGGGUUGGUGGCAGUGGCAGUAGACAAAGACAGAGGCAGCCAAAAUGCUCUAAAAUGGGCUGUUGACAAUCUCCUCCAGAGAGGCCAGACCGUCAUUCUCGUCCAUGUCAAGCUCAAAUCGUCUACAUGUUCCUCCGCAGCUUCUCUUUCUUCCUCGAGGCUAAGGGCUGGUAUUGUUGAUGAGAGUUCGCCGGCAUGCUACCUCGACCUUGAUAAAAAAACCAAAGAAAUGCUCCUCCCUUUCCGUUGUUACUGCACGCGUAAAGAUAUACAUUGCAGAGAUAUCGUACUAGAAGACACAGAUGUAGCGAGAGCAUUGAUCGAAUAUACAAGUCAUUCAGCUAUUGAGAAUUUUGUUGUUGGUUCCUCGUCGAAAACUGGCUUUCUUAAAAGAUUCAAGGCAACAGAUAUUCCUGGCUAUGUAUCAAAAGGAGCACCAGAUUUUUGUAACGUAUACGUGAUAUCCAGAGGAAAGAUUCAGUCCAUGCGAUCUGCCUUGCGUGCUGCACCAUCACGGAGGACUCCGACAACCUCUCUACGUUUCCAACUUGCUAAAUAUCGAGGCAGCAUCAAAUCAGAUACACCGGAGCCACAAGUCUUCCUCCCGGCUACUUCUAUUAAUAUCUACGGAAAGCCACCAUUAAUUGAGCCAGCGCGUAGAUUUCAAGCUGAUGAGGUGGACGUAAUCAGAUCACCAUUGCCUGGGAGAUCAGGCAUAAGUGGGAAAUCAUAUGGGGAAGUCCAUUUGUCUGAUACUGAUAUAUCCUUUGUUAGCUCUGAGAGGCCCAGCGUCGACCGUAUGUUUCCUUCAUUCUAUGACCACCUGGAGAGAGACCUCAUCACCCCCUCACGGAUGUCAUGUGUCUCGGAAACAGAUGACAUCAACCAGACAUAUGAUUCAUCUGAGCAGUUCGAACGGAGCUCACUAGAUGUCGUUUCUCCACUGGAUUUGUCACCAAUCUCGCCGGAUAGUGAUAGGCUAUCAAAUGCAUCUCAGUCAGUGGAAGAAGUGGAGGCUGAAAUGAGGAGGCUGAAGUUAGAACUCAAGCAGACAAUGGAAAUGUACAGUACUGCCUGCAAAGAAGCACUCACAGCAAAACAAAUGGCAGUAGAGUUGCAGCGUUGGAAAUUAGAGGAAGAACGAAGAUUGGAAGAUGCACGAUUGGCUGAGGAAGCUGCAUUAGCUAUUGCAGCAAAGGAGAAGGCCAAGUCCAGGGCUGCCAUUGAGGCUGCUGGGGCAGCCAAGAGGAUAGCAGAACUAGAAGCGAAAAAAAGAAUCCAUGCGGAGAUGAAAGCGUUGCGAGAAACAGAAGAGAAGAAAAAGGCAUUUGAUGCUUUAGCACAAUCAGACGAUCGGUGUAGGAGGUACACAAUCGAGGAUAUCGAAAUUGCCACAGAUUUCUUUGCAAUAUCCCGCAAGAUUGGGGAAGGGGGUUAUGGACCUGUAUACAAGGGUUAUCUGGACCAUACACCUGCUGCAAUUAAGGUUCUUCGCCCAGAUGCAGCUCAAGGAAGGUCACAGUUUCAAAAAGAGGUUGAGGUAUUGAGUUGCAUACGACAUCCGAACAUGGUUCUUCUACUAGGAGCCUGCCCCGAGUAUGGUUGUUUGGUGUAUGAGUUCAUGGCUAAUGGGAGUUUGGAGGACCGCCUCUUCUGCCGGGGUAACACUCCACCUCUUUCUUGGCAGCUUAGAUUUAGAAUUGCCGCCGAAGUAGGUACUGGCUUGUUGUUCCUUCACCAGACCAAACCAGAGCCACUAGUGCACCGUGACCUGAAACCAGCCAACAUCUUACUUGAUUGCAACUAUGUUAGCAAGAUUAGUGAUGUCGGCUUGGCCAGGUUAGUACCCCCAUCUGUGGUCGAUAACGUGACACAGUAUCGAAUGACAUCCACAGCAGGCACAUUCUGCUAUAUAGAUCCAGAAUAUCAGCAAACAGGCAUGCUUGGAGUGAAGUCUGAUAUAUAUUCCCUUGGAAUCAUGUUUCUACAAAUGAUAACAGCCAGGCCGCCGAUGGGCUUGACUCACCAUGUUGAAAGGGCUAUCGAAAAAGGGACUUUUAGUCAGAUGUUGGAUCCAACCGUGCUUGAUUGGCCAAUUGAAGAGGCUUUGUGCUUUGCCAAGCUGGCACUAAAGUGUGCAGAGUUGAGGCGAAAGGAUAGACCAGAUCUUGGCAAGGAAAUCUUGCCAGAACUAAACAGAUUGAGAGAACUUGCUGAGGAAACCAUGCACCACACUUUGAUAAAUGGCAGUCCAGCCUCCUCACCAGGCCACAGCCAAGUUUCCCUGCAGCUAGAGGGGGAUCUUCCACCUGCACUUUCUGGAGAAAGUUCCAUCAUCUCCCUUACGAGUAAAGAUCAAGUUCUGAGGAAAAAAAUUGGUUUAAAAUGAUCGUGCCAACUGUUGGAGGUAAAAGCUGAUGUUCAUAGCA